This is a messenger RNA of Clavispora lusitaniae ATCC 42720, 2685 nucleotides long. RefSeq names its product H(+)-exporting P2-type ATPase (gene PMA1). Gene Ontology annotation, biological process: regulation of intracellular pH; proton export across plasma membrane. The record is from RefSeq and is a predicted model, not a curated record. NCBI's taxonomy places the organism in Eukaryota, Fungi, Ascomycota, Pichiomycetes, Serinales, Metschnikowiaceae. Gene Ontology annotation, cellular component: plasma membrane. Gene Ontology annotation, molecular function: ATP binding; P-type proton-exporting transporter activity; ATP hydrolysis activity.
AUGAGUGCAACCGAACCAACAAACGAAAAGGUCGACAAGAUUGUCCAAGAUGAUGACGAGGAUGAGGACAUUGAUCAAUUAAUUCUCGACUUGCAAUCCAACCACGGUUUAGGUGACGACGACGAAGAAGAGGAGGAAGCUGACAACUCUUCUUUCAAGGCUGUUCCUGAAGAAUUGUUGCAAACUGACCCUAAGGUCGGUUUGACUGACGCUGAAGUUGAAAAGAGAAGAAAGAAGUACGGUUUGAACCAGAUGGCCGAAGAACAAGAAAACUUGAUUCUCAAGUUCGUUAUGUUUUUCGUUGGUCCAAUUCAAUUCGUUAUGGAAGCCGCUGCUAUUUUGGCUGCUGGUUUGGAAGAUUGGGUCGAUUUCGGUGUUAUCUGUGCUUUGCUUUUAUUGAACGCUUCUGUUGGUUUCAUUCAAGAAUACCAAGCUGGUUCUAUUGUUGAAGAAUUGAAGAAGACUUUGGCUAACACUGCCAAUGUCAUCAGAAACGGUACCUUGGUUGAGGUUGCCGCCAACCAAAUUGUCCCAGGUGACAUUUUGCAAUUGGAAGAUGGUGUUGUUAUCCCAGCUGAUGGUAGAAUUGUUACUGAGAACUGUUUGUUGCAAGUUGACCAGUCCGCCAUUACCGGUGAGUCUUUGGCUGUUGACAAGAGAGGUGGUGACUCCUGUUACUCUUCUUCCACUGUUAAGACUGGUGAAGCUUUCAUGGUUGUCUCUGCUACUGGUGACUCUACUUUCGUCGGUAGAGCUGCUGCUUUGGUCAACAAGGCCUCUGGUGGUACCGGUCACUUUACCGAAGUCUUGAACGGUAUUGGUACUAUCUUGUUGGUUUUGGUCAUUGUUACUUUGUUGGUUGUCUGGGUCGCUUGUUUCUACAGAUCCGUCAGAAUUGUUGCUAUCUUGAGACACACCUUGGCUAUCACUAUCAUGGUGUCCAGUCGUUUGCAGCUGUCGUCACCACACCAUGGCUGUCGUGCUGCUACUGCUAGAGCAGCUAUGUUCAAAAGUGUCUGCUCUGAGUCUUUGGCUGGUGUUGAGAUCUUGUGUUCCGACAAGACCGGUACCUUGACCAAGAACAAGUUGUCUUUGCACGAGCCAUACACUGUUGAAGGUGUCGAACCAGAUGACUUGAUGUUGACUGCUUGUUUGGCUGCUUCCAGAAAGAAGAAGGGUUUGGAUGCUAUUGACAAGGCUUUCUUGAAGUCCUUGAUUAACUACCCAAGAGCCAAGAACGCUUUGACUAAGUACAAGGUUUUGGAAUUCCAACCUUUCGACCCUGUUUCCAAGAAGGUUACUGCUAUCGUUGAAUCCCCAGAGGGUGAGAGAAUUGUUUGUGUUAAGGGUGCUCCUUUGUUCGUCUUGAAGACUGUCGAGGAUGACCACCCAAUCCCAGAAGACGUCCACGAGAACUACCAAAACACUGUCGCUGAAUUUGCUUCCAGAGGUUUCAGAUCGUUGGGUGUUGCUAGAAAGAGAGGCGAAGGCCACUGGGAGAUUUUGGGUAUUAUGCCAUGUAUGGACCCUCCAAGAGAUGACACUGCUGCUACUGUUGCUGAAGCUAGAAACUUGGGUUUGAGAGUCAAGAUGUUGACUGGUGAUGCCGUUGGUAUUGCUAAGGAAACAUGCAGACAAUUGGGUCUUGGUACUAACAUUUACGAUGCUGAAAAGUUGGGUCUUUCUGGCGGUGGUGACAUGGCUGGUUCUGAAAUUGCUGACUUUGUUGAAAAUGCUGAUGGUUUCGCUGAAGUUUUCCCUCAACACAAGUACAACGCUGUUGAGAUUUUGCAAAACAGAGGUUACUUGGUUGCUAUGACUGGUGAUGGUGUUAACGAUGCCCCAUCUUUGAAGAAGGCUGACACUGGUAUUGCCGUCGAAGGUGCUACCGAUGCCGCUAGAUCCGCUGCUGAUAUUGUUUUCUUGGCUCCAGGUUUGUCUGCUAUCAUUGAUGCUUUGAAGACCUCCCGUCAAAUUUUCCACAGAAUGUAUGCUUACGUUGUCUACAGAAUUGCUUUGUCUUUGCACUUGGAAAUUUUCUUGGGCUUGUGGAUUGCUAUUUUGAACAGAUCUUUGAACAUUGACUUGGUUGUUUUCAUUGCUAUUUUCGCUGAUGUUGCUACCUUGGCUAUUGCUUACGACAAUGCUCCAUACGACCCAGCUCCAGUUAAGUGGAACCUUCCAAGAUUGUGGGGUAUGUCCAUUAUCUUGGGUAUCAUUUUGGCUGUCGGUACUUGGAUUACCUUGACUACUAUGUUCAUGUCCAAGGGUGGUAUCAUCCAAAACUUCGGUUCUAUUGAUGGUGUUUUGUUCUUGCAAAUCUCCUUGACUGAGAACUGGUUGAUUUUCAUCACCAGAGCCAACGGUCCUUUCUGGUCCUCUAUUCCAUCUUGGCAAUUGUCUGGUGCUGUCUUGGCCGUCGACAUCAUUGCCACCUGUUUCACCUUGUUCGGCUGGUGGUCUCAAAACUGGACCGACAUUGUGUCUGUUGUCAGAACCUGGGUCUUCUCCUUCGGUAUCUUCUGUGUCAUGGGUGGUGCUUACUACUUGAUGUCUGGUUCUGAAGCCUUUGACAACUUCUGUAACGGCAGACCAAACAAGAAGCCACAACAAAACUCCAGAGCUGUUGAGGACUUCUUGGUCUCCAUGGCCAGAGUGUCUACUCAACACGAGAAGUCCUCUUAA